CCAUUUCUUGACUUUAAUCAUCUUUGUUAUAUCAUCUAAUUGUGUUUUUUCUUUUAUCCAUUCGCAGCUUCUCUCAACAUUAGAAAAGAGGAAGAUGAGAGGGAAAAAGUCACUAACUAAAUGCGAAGAAAGAUUCAAUUACGAAGAAGAGGAGAAAGCGGAAUUGAUACGAACAGGAGGAAGAAGAGGAUAAAGAAGAGGACAAAAAAGAAAAAGAAGAGGAUAAAGACGAGGACAAAGAAAAGGACAAAGAUGAGAAAGAAGAGAUAAAGAAAAGGACAAAGAAUAGAAAGAAGAGGAUAACGAAAAGGACAAAGAAAAGGACAAAGAAGAGAAAGAAGAGGAUAAAGAGGAGGACAAAGAAGAGGAGGAAGAAGAGGAUAAAGAAGAGGACAAUGAAGAGAAAGAAGAGGACAAUGAAGAGAAAGAAGAUGAUAAAGAAGAGGAUAAAGAAGAGGAAGAAGAGGAGGAAGAUGAUAGGGAAGACGGUCAGUGUAUUAGCUCACCGCCUCGACACACACACAUCACAGGUAGAGGCGUGGGGUCUGUGCUAAGCCUUCACACACACCACCAAGCGACUGAUGAUGAUGAUGAUGAUGAUAGUGAUGAUGGAGAAGGAUGUGUCUUGUAUGGAUGGUGAUGGGGGAUGUGUAUGCACGGUGAGGAUGGUAUAGUGAAAUUUAUCUCUUCCAUUUUCUUUCCUUGUUUUUAAGUUACAAAAAUAUGAAGAAAAAAGUCUCAUAUUUUUUUUCUUGCGGAAGAGGAAAAAAAGGGAGAAUCUCAGCAAACUAGACUUUAUUUUAUGUAGUAUGUAGGUUUAGAAAGUAUCGUUUGUGUGUGUGUGUGUGUGUGUGUGUGUGUGUGUGUGUGUGUGUGUGUGUGUGAGGGCGUUCAGGGAUCUCCUCACGAGCUGCUUGUGGUGUGUGUGUGUCGCUGGUCAUCACCCUCAUCACCACCACCACCACCACCACCACUCACCACCACCAAGACAACGAACAGCGUGGCUACAGUGCGCGCCGGAGGCUGUGCUGUCACCCCUUGCUCAAGUUUUCCUUAUGUCCAGUGCAGCGCGCAAGACUUUGGACGAUACACGAAACUGAACGCUGGAAAAUGUUGUGAAUAGAAAGCUUAAUUGGUCUGGGUGAGUUCCUUUGACACUCCCCUUCCAAGAUCCUGUCCCUGCCCGUCCCCUCAGUAAUCCUCUUCGUCUGCCUCCCCGAGACUCCGAGUCAGUCAUUGCCCAGCGGCCCAGUAGACUAUAGCGACAUGGCGCGUCGGAUGCAUGUCUUCCUGAUUCUGCUGACGUGUUGUGUGACCUUCGCUCGGAGCUCACCACUCAGAGCAUCCUCCACGCGUCUGGAGCCACGCUUUCUGAACCUUAGAGGUGGAGACAGCCUUGUGAGGACGCUGACCAUGCAAAGGAUAAUGAUCUUAAGGGUGAUGUCUAUCGCGAAAGAAAAUGGAUACAUCGUGGGUAGUAUAUCGAAGGAGUCGGUGCUGAGGGCAGCGCUUCGCCUGGCCGAAUAUCCUGGAGUGUCGAAGGUCUUGUCCCUCAUCAAGCAGCCCCCCAGCGGUCCCGAGGUCUGGAAAGUGCUGCAGUGGAUGAAGAGGGACUACUUGAAGUAUCGCAAGAUGACCAGACAACUCAGUGACAGUGAGACGUUGUUGGUCAGGGCAGUGGAGACGUCUCAGUUUUUCUCCACCACACUCACCCCGCCCACCACGCCAUCCCCGUCCCCUGAUCCCCGCUGGCUCUUAUUCGUCCCCUCGGCCCCGCCAGAGUUCAACGAGGAGGGUCUGAACGGGAUCGCAUCCAUAGCGGAGGACGUGGCAAAAGCUGUCGAGGAUGAGGGAUUCUUCAGCAAGCUACAAAAUAACAUGUUCAUCAACGCGAUAAUCACCACCUACUCCUUCGCUGUCGUGGAGUUCCUCACCAGCAUCGGUUUGGGGGACGUCGCGAGUGUGGGGACGCUUGUGGCGGACAAGUGGCUAUUCUACGAGCUUGCUACUGAGAUCACGCAUUGGGCUGAGGAGGGCUGCUUCCUCCUGAGGUCGUGGCCCUUCUAUUACUUCUACCCCCAGCACUGCAGGCUGCUGUUCGAGCAGCAAAAGAGGCAAGAAGAGCUGAAAAAUUCCGGACAGAGUAGAGGUGCAGGUAACACUACAGCACCUGGUACAGGGAACACCACAGCACCUGGUACAGGGAACACUACAGCACCUGGUACAGGGAACACCACAGCACCUGGUACAGGGAACACUACAGCACCUGGUACAGGGAACACUACAGCACCUGGUACAGGGAACACUACAGCACAUGGUACAGGGAAUGGUAAUGGUGCAGGGAAUGGCAGUGAUUCAGGGAAUGGUAAUGGUGCAGGGAAUGGUAGUGGUGCAGGGAAUGGUAAUGGUGCAGGGAAUGGUGGUGCCGAUGGUUGACCCCCCCCCUCCCCCCCACACACACACACCACCAAAUAACCUCUCAUUGUUCGAGCUGCCAAGAACCAUUACGUGCGGCAGACACCUCACCACGCCCCUCCCCAUUCAUUCCUAUUUAUUUAUAUUGUAUUAAUUUCUGUCACAUUUAAUAUAUAUGUAUUUCAAAUAAAUUCCAUACAUAUGUGCAUAGGACACAUCACCUCACGCUGUUCCCCAUAUAUUAAUCUUUUUGGUUUGUAUUCACGUGUUUAUUUUUAUUUGCAUUUGUAUAUAUUGUAUUUCAUUUGUCAAUAUACCUUUAUUUUGUAUUCUAUUUUUUUCACGAUUGGUUUAUUUUAUAUUUUUAGUAUACAUAUUUUUUGUCAUUUUCAUUUAUUAUAUUUUACUUAUUUUUAAUCAUAUUAUAUUACUUAUUAUUACAUGGUAUAUAGAUAGAUAGGUACCAAGAUAAUUAAAAAAAACCCAUCUUCAGCAAAACUUUUUUUUCAUGUUGACUGCCAACGACUUGCCGGUUCCCCUUUUAUAUUAUUGAUUGGAUAUUUGUGUACUGAUGGAGAGUGGUUAAAUCAUUGUGCGUAUCAAACAACGACCAGUGUUUGUUACAAUAUGAAGGGGGAA
Messenger RNA from Eriocheir sinensis (Chinese mitten crab), 3054 nucleotides. RefSeq lists its product as uncharacterized. Bases 1267 to 2436 code for a protein of 389 amino acids. The record is from RefSeq and is a predicted model, not a curated record. The transcript is spliced from 3 exons. Lineage: Eukaryota; Metazoa; Arthropoda; Malacostraca; Decapoda; Varunidae.